Molecule: messenger RNA, 2283 nt
Organism: Salvelinus namaycush (lake trout)
Lineage: Eukaryota; Metazoa; Chordata; Actinopteri; Salmoniformes; Salmonidae
Product: double-stranded RNA-specific editase B2-like
Exons: 11
Coding region: 4-2283 (759 amino acids)
Biological process (GO): RNA processing; adenosine to inosine editing
Cellular component (GO): nucleolus; cytoplasm
Molecular function (GO): double-stranded RNA adenosine deaminase activity; tRNA-specific adenosine deaminase activity; double-stranded RNA binding
Source: RefSeq, a predicted model, not a curated record
AGUAUGCUGUCAUCCUUCAUCAGCCCUAUGAAGAUUAGAGAUACUGGGACAACAACAUCAAAAGACGAUGGAGACACUUCAAAUAGCAGCAGCGCUGAGGUGAAGGAGAAUCGUCAUAGCACAAACCAAGUAGACUAUUCCACCAUACGACAACCUGCACAUCAUCAAUCAGCUCUUUACACUGACAUCUCCAGAGGUCUCUCCAGGACUACUGCUCUACAGAGGAAGCAGCCAUUGGUGGAAGGAAAAGACAGUCUUCUCUAUGAACUCCAGUUGAUCUGUAAGAGGACGACAAUGAGGACUUCCUGGUCUGUCACAAAGAAGAACGCCCUUGUGCAGUUGAACGAGCUGAGACCAGGUCUACAGUAUGAGAUAGCAUCCUGGACAGGGCCAGUUCACGCCCCUGUGUUCGCUGUAGGAGUAGAGGUGAACGGUCUCAGGUUCGAGGGCCGAGGCCCCACCAAGAAGAAGGCUAAGAUGAGAGCAGCAGAGAUGGCUCUUAGGUCCUUCAUCCAGUUCCCCAACGCCCCUCAGGCUCACAUCACCAUGGGAAACCUCAACUUUAUCAACACCACAGCACCAACAGACUUCACCUCAGACCAGGCCGUUCUCGUCCCUGACACGCUCUUCAAGGAGUUUGAGCCAGAAGCAAAUGAAGACCAAUUCAGCCACAGGACAGGGGGAAAGGGACAGGAGUUGCUCUCCAGCAUUUGUAACCAUGGGAGACUAGUAUGCCUGACCCUUGACCUGAUGUCCUCAGCCAAUCAGAAGAGGCAGAGGAUCGGUUCUUCCAUUGUUGAGGAGCUGAGGCCUGUGGCUCUGCUCAAUGAGUUAAGGCCAGGCCUGAGGUACGUCUGCCUGAUGGAGAGAGUGCGGGGCAGGCCGAUCAGGAGCUUUGUGAUGGCAGUGAGGGUGGAUGGGAGGAUAUUUGAGGGCUGUGGGCGCAGUAAGAGACUGGCUCAAGCCCAGGUAGCAGCCUCAGCCCUACAGGACCUGUUUCACAUCAGUCUGGGGCCUGAGACUAGCAUCAGUCAUACUGCCAUCUGGGCCAAGAGCUCUCAGCUACCUCAGUGCUUUGCAGAGUCAAUCUUCCAUUUGGUGAGAGAGAAACACAGUCAGCUAGCUGACUGUUACUGCCCUACCUCCCAAAGCCGUCACAAAGUACUGGCAGGCAUCGUAAUGACCAGAGGUUUUGACGUUAGACGAGGCCAGGUGGUGUCUCUGGGGACAGGGACCAAGUGUUUCAGUGGAGUGUGUGUCAGUGACCAGGGACGGACGGUUAAUGACUGCCAUGCUGAGGUCAUCACCAGGAGGGCUUUCCUCCGCUUUCUCUACACCCAACUGGAGCUCUUCCUCUGUAACCGGCCAGACAGUUUGGAGCAGUCCAUCUUUGUGCGAGACAAAGAGUCUGGGUACAGACUGAGAGAUGGUAUUCUGUUCCAUAUGUAUGUGAGCUCAUCGCCCUGUGGGGACGCACGCCUCAAUUGCCCCUACGAGGUAACAGCUACACACCACAGCUGGCACAGAUUUGUAAGGAAGUUACGCUGCCAUCUGAGGAUGAAGAUGGAAGGCGGUGAGGGUACACUUCCUGUCAGCGUACGGAGAGCCAAUCAGAAAUGGGACAGGGGGUUGCCGAGGGAACCUCCCGUCACCAUGUCCUGCACAGAUAAAAUGGCCAGGUGGAAUGUUCUAGGUCUCCAGGGCUCUCUCCUGUCUCACCUGGUGGAGCCAGUGUACCUCCACAGCCUCACUGUGGGCAGCCUGUGCCACACAGGUCACCUGGGAAGGACCAUGGCACGACGCAUGGGGCACAUCGGCCCCAUGUCCUCCUCCUAUAGACACAACAGGCUACUCCUCGGCUGCCUCAGCAGCAGUGAGGGUCGGCAGCCAGGGAAGUCCCCCAGGUUCAGUGUGAACUGGAGUGCUGGAGACGGGGAGCUGGAGGUGCUGGAUACCUCUACAGGCAGGAGGAAAGACUCAGGGACACCAUCCAGACUCUGCAAGAGAUCCCUCUUCACUCGUUGGGAGAGACUACACCACCAGGUUAGUCAUGAACAGGGAAGCUAUUCAGUAUGCUUUACCCAGAACCAGUGGAGGCUGCUGAGCAGGCCAGGACAAGUGUUGGGUGACGAGAAGGCCAUAAAGACGUACUGUGGAGCUAAGAUGACAGCGGGGGCCUACCAGAGAGCCAAGCAGAAGUUUGUCCUCUCACUGCAGGAGGCAGGCCUGGGCAUCUGGAACAGGAAACCACCAGAACAGGAGCACUUCCAGAGCAGCGUGUAA